GCGGAGAACUGGAGUAUUCAUCCAUCCAUUGUACACUUUAAGAGCGGGCUUACAAUUAACACGUGUUCCACCCGUGUCGGAAUUACUUCAGGUUGCUUCGAUUACUCAGGUUAGGUUGGCUGUUUUACCGUCAGGUCUUUGAUUAAUACGAUUUCCGGAUUUUGAAUAAAUAAAUCGUAUCAGCACUCAGGAUCCAAUCGCUGGAUUUUCCAAAAUGUUCUGGGAUUUACCUACUUGAAUUAACGAAGACCAUAUGGUGAUCUAAAACAAUAUUUAUAAAAUUUCAAUCAUUCCUUGUUUGAGCUGAAUUUCAAGUCCCUUGUCAUUUUACCCUAUCAAUCGGACUUUCAAUGGAUAAACUGGCAGAUACGCUUCAACGUGAUCUCAACAAAUUGCAAACUAACUAUCAGAAAUCAGUUGAAGAAGCCUUAGGUAUUCUAGAUACUGGAUAUCUACGUAAAAUACAGGCGAAUUUCUUUCGUUGCGGUUUAAAAUGCUGUGAAAACACUAGUGCACCGGUUGAUGAAGUACAGCGGUGCAUACAACGAUGUGAAACUCCUUUGAGUCGAGCACAUGAAUUAAUGCAAUCAGAAGUUGACAUGUUUCAGACAAGAACACAACAAUGUGCUGCUGAAUGUGCUAAUCGAGCACGUGAUAAACUAACCACAGAUGCAAGUGAAUCUCAAAUGAAAGCUGCUCAACGUGAAGUAAUCACCUGCUCUCAAGCCUGUGUAGAUAAUCAAUUGUCAAGUGGACUACCAGCUCUUAUUACUCGGCUGAAAGAACAACUGCAAAAGUUGAAGCAGGAUGAAGUUGGAGUUGUUAGUUGAUACAUACAUUGAUAUAAAUAUAUUAGUGUGUAAAUAGCAUUACUCUUGAUUGAUUAGCUACCGUACAAAUACAUCCUUUUUUUAAACAUACCAAAA
Trichobilharzia regenti is the source of this 926-nucleotide messenger RNA. The record is from the annotation of a GenBank genome assembly. Lineage: Eukaryota; Metazoa; Platyhelminthes; Trematoda; Strigeidida; Schistosomatidae.